GGUGCAGUAGACCCCACUCGAACUGCUAUUGGGGCUGUUGAUCCAACAAAAACUGCUAUUGGUGCUGUAGAUCUUACCCGAACAGCUAUUGGAGCUGUUGAUCAGACUCGAACUGCGAUUGGUGCUGUGGAUCCAACGAAAACUGCCAUCGGUGCAGUAGACCCCACUCGAACUGCCAUCGGUGCAGUAGACCCCACUCGAACUGCCAUCGGUGUUGUAGAUCCCACUCGAACCGCUAUCGGUGCAGUAGACCCCACUCGAACUGCUAUUGGGGCUGUUGAUCCAACGAAAACUGCUAUUGGGGUUGUUGAUCCAACGAAAACUGCUAUCGGUGCUGUGGACCCCACUAAAACAGCUAUUGGUGCGAUAGACCCAACAAAAACUGCCAUCGGGUCUCCGACUGCAGAUUUCACAAAAACAGCUAUUGGAGCGCCAGCUGGUUCGCCAGCACCACCAAUAGGAGGUUACUCGCCAACAGCCCCAGGUGGAGGUGGAGCUACGUCCGCAUAUUUCGGUGUUGGUGGAGGUGGUGGUGGUGGCUACACUUCCGCUUACUUUGGUGUUGGUGGUGGCGGUGGCGGUGGUAUCAAGCCUGCUGGUGGUGGUGCUUUUGGCGGAGGCGGUACCGGGAGCCCAGGUGUAUCGGCAUAUUUUGCUCCAUCGGGCGGAGGAGCUGGUGGUGCACCAGGAGCGACUUCAGCCUAUUUCUCUGUUCGAUAG
Acanthocheilonema viteae is the source of this 720-nucleotide messenger RNA. Lineage: Eukaryota; Metazoa; Nematoda; Chromadorea; Rhabditida; Onchocercidae. The record is from the annotation of a GenBank genome assembly.